Messenger RNA from Astrephomene gubernaculifera, 3060 nucleotides. Lineage: Eukaryota; Viridiplantae; Chlorophyta; Chlorophyceae; Chlamydomonadales; Astrephomenaceae. The record is from the annotation of a GenBank genome assembly.
UAUGCAGUAGAUGUUGUACCCAACUCAGGGGUUCUGCAUUAAAAACGACGAAAGCAUCGCUGCGCUGUAAGAGAGCCGCAGUUCGAUACGUCAGCAGUUUCAUAUCCACAAUUUCCAGAACCUGUUAACCUUAUACGCUACAGAGUCCAGCAUCUCAGUGGAGUUCACUGCUGCAGUUGUCGCGUCUAGUCUGGCGCGCUUCUACUAACGCCAUGGAGCACAUAGCUGGUCUUGUCGUUGGAUUGGUCGUGGCCGCUGUUACUAUCUCCGCGGUCCUUCUUCUAUGUGGCACAAGGGAAGAGACCCAGGAUGAUACUGGUACCCCAGUUGGGCCAUCAAUGGCGCACCGGAGAGGAGCACCCAAGGGAAAAGCGGAAAUUGACCCGAUCCUACAACCGGACUGGGCAGCUAAGCACGCCCAGCAAGAGGCGCUGCAGAAGCAACAGCUAGUAGUGAAAGCUGGGAGGACUGCAAAAGCCAAUGGAACCGCUGGAGGGGACGAUCAUGUUCAACUCGUCCUUAGGCAGCCAUCAACUAUGGCCGACAAGUAUGCGUUGCCAUCUCAUCUAACAAAGCAGCUCGGCAGGGGCGCAGGGACGCAACCUAACGGCCCCCCUGCACAACGUAUUAAUUCAGGAAAUGGUCCUGUGCCUGUCCAGCAUGCGCAGACGUUCAGAAAUAGGGCCCCUCCCGACGGUGGCGGCCCACUAGGCACCCCCCUUUCUGCCCAGAUGAAGCAGGACGACAACAGCCUCCGUACGCCCCACAGCUUCACACCGCCCCUGAACCCGCCCGAGCGCGUCUACCACCCGCCGACGAAGGCCACCCCUCCGAGCAGCCGACUAACGAGCCCCGUCAAUCACGGCAGCAUCCACAUCAGCACCGCAAGCGGCGGCGAAGCCGCUGGUGUGGACGCGGACCUUGCCAAUCGCUUGGUAUACAACGGCAGCAAUGACCACAACACGUACCACGGGGGCAAGCCCUCCUCGCCCCCGGGCUCCGUGCGAGGUCCGCCGCUGCGACCCACAAGCGGCGCCCCAGCCGCCGACUUUGCCCCCGCACUCCCCGCGUCGCCACCGACUGAGAGCCACCCGCACCACAUGCAACCGCAGCCGCAGCGGUCACAACGCAUGCCACCUGUGGUGUCUGCCGCCGCCUGGGCAAAUGGGGGUGAGGUCCCUGUUAUCUCGAAGGAGAUUGAGGAGCUUGGAAGCAUGGACGAUGGAGGCAGUGGCGGCGGCGGAGCAGGAGCAGGAGCAGCAACAGGAGUGGAGGGUGGCGGCCGGGGUGGUGGCGGCGUCUCCAUCGGCGGAGGCUAUGGCGGUGGCGGCCCCAGUCCCUUCUUUUCCAAUUCGGCCAUGGCAAGCCUGAGCCGCCGGGUGAUGCCCCCCAGUCACGUCGGGGCAGCUGAGGGGGCGCCAAGUUUCAAGAGCGCCGCCACCGCCCCGCCCGCUACGGGUGAUGUCCCGCCCGCUCGGAUUCUGGGCGGCGUGCAGCUGCGGCCCGCUUCAGAUGUGGUGGAGAAGCUAGUGAGGGGCGUGGACUGGUCGGUUGCGGGUCCUGGGGAGGGCGGCGGCGGCCCGGUGGGGAGGAGCGUGGGUGGCGGCAUGGGCGCGGGCAGGACGGAAGGGCGGGCGCUGGCCACGCUGCAGGAGCGCAGCUCGGGCGUGGAACCGGUGGACGACGAGGGCGCUGUUUGCCGCGCGGUCAGCAGCAGAGAGGCGUUGAUGCGCGGGAUGGCCUCGCAUGCGGGUCCCAGCGUGCGCCGAGGGCCCCUGAUGGGAACCCGCUCUGGGAACAUGCUGCUGGGGAGCGCACACGCCAACGCCGCCCGUUGGUCCGCCAACAACAACAACAGUAACAACAACAACCUCAGCGCAGCAGGCGCUAGCGCUCCGGUCUCGGUCAGCCCAGGACUGGGUCUGUUCCCAGCCAUGCACUUGCGCAUGGGGCUUCCGAGCCAUGCGUCUGCUGAGAGUUUGGCUGACACUGCUGGCGCGCCGCAUGAGCCCAUAUCGUUGCCGGGCAGCGCCGAAGCCGCCUCACCUGCAGGCGAGGUCCAGUUGGGUGGCCGGUAUUCAUACACACGAAACACGAGCUCGCCGCCGCAGGCUCAGAGGCAACGAGGCCUGUCUUUCGGGACGGAGGUGACGGCUGCAGCGGCGGCACGGGCGCCAGGCCAGGGUGACGGGACUCACAUGGCUCGUGCGCCGCCAGCUACGUGGAGUGGGAUGGUUGCGACGCAGGGUACGGACCUGGAAGCAGGGCCAGCAGCAGCAGCGAUUACGGGCGGCGGCGUGGAAGGGGCGACGUCAGCUGCGCCUCCGCCCGGCAGCCGGGCGGCUCGCGCUCAGGCGCUGCUUGCCCGUAAUAGGAAUAACCUGAGCCGGUUGGGGACUAAUGCUGCUGCAGGGGCGGUUUUGGAAGUGGGACCCUAGACCCAUGGGUCGGUUUAAACUUGUCAUGAGCACCGGAGACUAGGUGCAUUUAUCAGAGGCGCAUCAGUUGCAUGUGAAUAUAAGGGUUACCGAAUGUUUUUUAACUUUGUACAUAUUUAGUCGCUGCGGGCUGAGUAAUAAAGGUCGUAUUGUACUUUGUGGUUUCAAUGCAUUACUACAUGUGCGCAAUCGGGAUUGCGUAUGCAUGCGCAUUCCGUUUCCGCGGCUUGAGUAAGAAGCGCGAGUCGACGAGGGGCUGUCCCGUGCAUCAUACGUCGGUAACGUAGCCGUGCCUUCUUGCAUUCACUGUUUACCCAUGAUAGUUUAUUAUGCCCUUGAUCGGCGUAAUCCUUAUGGAGGACCACCUUUGCGAUAAGUACGCAAUGCAAACAUGUAUCGUAUAAUGUGAUGUCUUCUCCCGGGUGAACAGGUUGACUCGCAGUUGCAGGCUUCGAGACCUGGCUGCUUGGCGCUGGGUUUCCCUACCUUGGUGCAUGCAUGGAGGGAAGCCAUAGGGCUUAACAUUACGACUUGAGUCUUGAGGCAUGCUUUCAUUUCUAGUAGCAGGAUGUCCUCCUAUAACAACGUUCGCUCCCAUGUCGAUUGUAUUCCUAGCGCCCAG